Molecule: messenger RNA, 921 nt
Organism: Drosophila gunungcola (fruit fly)
Lineage: Eukaryota; Metazoa; Arthropoda; Insecta; Diptera; Drosophilidae
Product: trypsin-1
Exons: 1
Coding region: 98-874 (258 amino acids)
Biological process (GO): proteolysis
Molecular function (GO): serine-type endopeptidase activity
Source: RefSeq, a predicted model, not a curated record
AGCUGAUAGUAACUUGAUUGAUUGAUUGCUGGUCGCUAUAUAAAGAGGGAUCUGGUUGCACCUGCACCAAUAGCAAUCGAUCAUCGGAGUUGAAAGCAUGACGCGGGCCAUUCUUCAGCUGUUUCUCGGUGCGAUUCUCCUGGUGAACCUGAGUCUUGCGGGGACGGCGAGGCGACCACGCCUCGAUGGACGCAUUGUGGGCGGUGAGGUGACCAGCAUAAAGGACAUUCCCUACCAGGUUUCCCUGCAGCGGGGCUAUCAUUUCUGCGGCGGCUCUCUGAUUGCCCAGGGCUGGAUCCUCACAGCCGCCCACUGCACCGAAGGAUCGGCCAUACUCAUCUCCAAGGUCCGCAUCGGAUCGUCGCGAACUGCUGAGGGUGGACAGCUGGUGGGGAUCAAGCGGGUCCAUCGCCAUCCCAAAUUCGAUGCCUACACCAUUGACUUUGACUUCUCGCUCCUCGAGCUGCACGCGUAUAGUGUGGAGAACGUGACCCAGGCCUUCGUGGGACUGCCCGAACAGGAUGCGGACAUUGCCGAUGGCACACCCGUCCUGGUUUCCGGCUGGGGGAACACGCAGAGCAGCCAGGAAUCCACAGCCGUUCUCCGGGCCGUAACCGUGCCCAAAGUCAGCCAGACGCAGUGCACCGAGGCCUAUGGCAACUUCGGAAACAUCACGGACCGCAUGCUAUGCGCUGGACUGCCGGAGGGCGGCAAGGAUGCCUGCCAAGGUGACUCGGGCGGUCCGCUGGCCGCCGACGGCAUCCUUUGGGGCGUCGUCUCCUGGGGCUACGGAUGUGCCAGGCCAAACUAUCCAGGCGUCUACUCACGGGUCGCUGCGGUCCGCGACUGGAUUGCGUCUAUUAGUGGCAUCUGAGGUCGGUAACCCAUAAAAUUUUAACUACAAAUAAACUUUAAUAAAUA